Funneliformis caledonium is the source of this 360-nucleotide messenger RNA. The record is from the annotation of a GenBank genome assembly. NCBI's taxonomy places the organism in Eukaryota, Fungi, Glomeromycota, Glomeromycetes, Glomerales, Glomeraceae.
AUGAAAAUUCACAUUUUCAUGCUUAUUAUCGUCAUUUCAGCUUUCAGUAAUGUUGCUUUCUCAGCUCCUUCUAGUGAGAAACACUCAAGCUUGGUAAAAAGGCAAGAAUGUAUGUGUAUGUACGGAGUUGUAUGGAAUCAACCAUGGUGUUGCGAAUCUAAGUUUUACAAAGAUUGUCUAUAUUUCUGCAGUUCCUUAACUUCCAUUUUCAUGUUGGAAGCAAGAAAGAGAAAGCCUGUAACACAAAGUAACAAAGCUGAAGCAAUUCUACCAAUAAAAUUCGAAGCCGUAUUCUUGAAGGUAUUGGGAAGAUUGAGGGUAUUAUCGAUAUUAGGAUACGCUAGAGUAUCUGAUAGAUAG